Sinocyclocheilus grahami is the source of this 1364-nucleotide messenger RNA. Its product is annotated as zinc finger protein 239-like. The record is from RefSeq and is a predicted model, not a curated record. Gene Ontology annotation, biological process: regulation of transcription by RNA polymerase II. Gene Ontology annotation, molecular function: RNA polymerase II cis-regulatory region sequence-specific DNA binding; DNA-binding transcription factor activity, RNA polymerase II-specific. Lineage: Eukaryota; Metazoa; Chordata; Actinopteri; Cypriniformes; Cyprinidae. Bases 353 to 1129 code for a protein of 258 amino acids. The transcript is spliced from 2 exons.
CUAAUAAUACAAAUACAAUAGUUACUCAUCUACCAAGCUCUGAAAAGCUAGUUUAUGCUUUCAACUGUUUUCUUUAUACUUCAAUUUGCAUUACAUUUAUUUUCUGCUGUAUAUUACUAUAAAAACAAACUCAGUGAUGUAUUUUUUAUUUUGGCAGAUAAGCUCCUCCUCCCACAUGCUCACUGGUAGUGAAGCUCCGCCCACUGCAACACAUCAUCAGUGAAGCUCCUCCCACAGUAAUUCAUCAAUAAAUGCUGGAAUAUCUCCAUCAGUUCACAAGUGAAGAUGAGCAUCUAAUCAUCAGGAAGUGCUGAAAUCUGUAAAGACUGAGUUUAAAGAGGACAUAGCGAAGAUGAGAGAUCCAGAACCCUGCAGAAUCAAACACACUGAAGAUACUGAAGAACUAACAGAGUUAAAUGAAGAAAACGAGGAGAGUGAAGAAUUGAGUGAAGUUGAGGAGAAAAAUCAUGUCAAAACUGAAGAAAAACCUUUGAGUUGCUCUCAAACCGAACAGGAUUUAAAGAAAAGAAGAGCCAAUAAAUCAUUCACCUGCACUCAGUGUGGAACGAGAUUCACACACAAAACAAGUCUUGAGCGCCACAUGAGAGUUCACACUGGAGAGAAACUAUACACUUGUGAUCAGUGCGGGAAGAGUUUCUCACGAUCAUCACACCUUAAGAUACACAUGAAGAUCCACACUGAAGAGAAACCAUACACAUGUGAUCAGUGCAGCAAAACAUUUUUGAGGGCUUCAGACCUGAAGCAGCACCUGAGAGUUCAUACAAAGGAGAAGCCACAUUCAUGUUAUUUGUGUGGAAAGAGUUUUUCAUGUUUACAAUAUUUGAAAGUACAUCAGAAAAUACAUACUGCUGUGAGAGAGUACAUGUGCUUUGAGUGUGAAAAGACUUUUACUUCAGCAAAGUGUUUAAAACGGCAUGAGAGGAUCCACUCUGGAGAAAAACCUUACAAGUGUUCACACUGUGACAAGAGAUUCAAUCAGUCAUCAACUCUGAGAACACACGAGAGAAUCCACACUGGAGAGAAACCGUAUCACUGCACUGCAUGUGGGAAGUGUUUCAGUCAUUCAUCUGCUGUACACAGUCAUACAAAAAACAAUCACAUUAAGUAGAUCAUCUUCAGAUCCAGCACAUUCAGAUCUGAUGCUGUGUCCUUAACAAAUUCUUAUCAAACGUAAUUUAUUCCAAGCACGCUCUUUUAUCUGGGUCAUAUAUGUAAGGCAUUUGCAAACAUCACACAAAUGAACGAGGGAAUCUCCGCAUUCCACCUGGAAACUAACAUCUCUUCUCAACCAUCUGAGAGCCGUAAAGCUGAAUCACGGUCAGCCAGGCGCCAAUUGUCUCAAA